UUAGCCACUUGCCGGUUACUUUUGUUUACCAAAUCUACGUCAAUCAUGUGAAACUUUUUUUUGCCUGUCUUUAAAUGCACUGAGACAACAAACGAAGGAUCUGGUUCAAUUGCCAUUGUUUACGAGCUGAAUAAUUUUAGACUUAAUGAUGACUGUUCAAUGGACUCUUAUUGCAACUUUUUUAUACUUUGAGUUGGCCUUUAUAUUUUUUCUCUUGUUGCCUUUCAUAUCUUCAAAAAUAUGGCAAAGCAUAUUUUAUUCAAGAAUCUUCAAAGCUGUGAUAUCAAAGGCAAACACAUAUUUCAGUGUAAUGAUAAUGGUAUUAUUUUUAUUUUUCUUAGAUUCACUUCGUGAAAUGUGGAAGUACUCUGAAAAACACCAUAAAGACUUUGAAGCAGCAAUGCAAAUGAAUAUGAAAUUGUUUCGAUCCCAGAGAAAUUAUUAUAUUUCAGGAUUUAGUAUUUUUUUAUCCCUAGUUAUUCGAAGACUUAUUAUGUUGUUAGUCAUUGAAGCCGAUCUUCUUUCUGAAACUGAAAUAGCCAUGAAAAGAGCGCAUUCUGCUACAGAAACUUUCGAAAAAUUGAUGAGAAAAAAAGAUCAGUAUGAAGAAUUAUCCAGUUCAGCCAAGGAAGAACUGUCUGAUGAUGUGGAAAAAUUGCAAAAGACUCUGAAAUCAACAAAAUUUGAUUUAGAUUGUACAAGAAGAGCUUUACUUGAUGUUGAAGAACAAGGAAAACAAAAAGCAAAAGAAUUUGAAAUUCUGUUUACAAAAACAUAAAACCUUAAUGAUUGUUCAUGCUGAUGUGAGUAACAAACGAAAUUAAUACAAAGAUAUACAAGAAUGAAAUGUGCCAGAAUACUGAACCAACUUGAUUAUUUUCCCAUCACUUAUAUGUGAAUAGUAAAUGGAAUGUGCCUGUACAUAUUUUGUGAUUAAUGUCUGUGACCUGAAUAAUCUUUAAGAAAACUAGAAUUUUAAUAAUAAUAAUGAUGUACUACUUUUAAUAAUAAUGUGUCAAAAUUUGGGAAUGAAAAAAAAAUGUAUUUAAUUAUUUUGCUUUUGAUGUUAGAAAAAUGGAAAAAAAGUUCAAUUAAUGUGUAAUUAACUCUAUCAAAACAAGAUCAAGACUUUUUUUACUUCUACCAAAAAUGGAAAAUGAAUUUUAAUGUCUAUCAGCUCAAUUUGUAUUGCAUUUAAGAAAACAGCUGCGUCAUAAAAUAUACACUUUGAUCUUUUUUGAAGUCCAUCAUUAACUGAUUAGUUGUCAAAUAUUUCCAUACUUGCAAAAUGUUUUUUUUUUUUUUUUUUUUUUUGCAGGAGCUUUCUGUUUUUUUAGGCUGUUGCCCAAAUUCCCGGUUUAGUAUAAUUUUCUUCUGCUUUUAAAACAGCUAGGCUAAAAUUAUUUAAUUUGCUGUAAUCCUCCAGAGAUCCGGCAUGUUAAGUAACGAUAAACCAUAGUUUGGAAAUUUAAAAGAAUGGUAGUGAUAAAAAUGAUUGGCAAAUGUAAAAAGUUAGAAAACAAGAAUUUGUGACCAAGAAAAACUUGCCAAUUUGCUACUUCAUCCAUAGCAACAAUUAUUCUGAAUAAAAACAUUUAUCCACCACUAUGAACUGAUUGCAAAUUUAAAGCCUACAUAUUAACUAGCUGAAAUUCAUGGAAUUUUUUUUUUUUGUAUUCCAGUACCAAAAUGUGCAGUUUUGAUGUCAUAUUAGUGUCAAGUACUCGAUUAAAUUUAAUUUUACUGCUUUUUUUCAUAUUGAUGGCAGGGCUGUAUACAAGGCGGGGUUCUUAGUGUUCAACUCCCCCCCCCCCCCCCCCCCGACUAGUUUGGUUUGACAUUUAAAUGUUCGUUUACAUUUAAAAAUUUCCAAAAAAAUAUUGUUCUAAAGCUCAAAUUUCUUUCAUAUGUAUAUUAAUUACAUGAAACGCCUUCAUAAAAGGCAACCCGAUGACUUGAACAUUAGCACAACUUACUUGAUAGUUUGUAAGCUCCGCAUGAAAGUUUUUAAACCCUCCCCGAAAUUAUUUUCUGGCUACGUCCCUGAUUGAUGGUUUCACUAUACUAAUAAAAGAAUUGUAUCUGUUCAUUUUUUGCUGAAUAUUUUUUUAAAAUUUGUUUUGAAAGCAGAUGCUUUUUGAAGUAUUUUUAAUAUUUGUAAACUUAGUUUUUUUUCCCUUCCAUUUUUAUUAACAGGGUGUCUGCGCAUAUGGAAAAUCACGAUUUUCAGCAAAAAAUGUUCAAAAGUCAUGGAAACUGACAUCUGGUCAUGGAUUUUAGGUUGCAUGUUUGUCAAAUUCUACAAAUUAAGUGCAAAAUUUACCCAUCUUAGCUGUUUCUUACGCUUUUACCCGUCAGUCUCGCUUUUUCACACAUUUCGAAAUUUGAUUGCAUCCGCUGCUAUAAUACUCACUUGUUUUUCUUUAGGAUGUUAUUCUACCGUUUGGAUGUUUAUAAUUUUGUGUUUAGUAUUAUUUUUAACCUCCUUAUUUGUCUAACUGUAUAGUUGGAAACUCAUUUUGGGGGUACAUUACUAAUUUUUCCAUUAUCAUUCAACUCAAAACCUUUAAGUCGUUUGUAUCAGAGUUGAUUCCAGAGACUUAUAAAAGUUAUCAUUAGUUUUCAGCAGUCUUAAGUUAAUUAACAUUUCAGAAAAUAAAAUUGGUCUAACUUGUAAGCAUACUUUUAGUAUUUACUAAAUUAUUGCUACUCACAGAUAAAAAAAAAAAAAAAAAACU
Messenger RNA from Uloborus diversus, 2738 nucleotides. RefSeq names its product B-cell receptor-associated protein 31-like. Gene Ontology annotation, cellular component: endoplasmic reticulum membrane; endoplasmic reticulum. Gene Ontology annotation, biological process: endoplasmic reticulum to Golgi vesicle-mediated transport; intracellular protein transport. Bases 146 to 778 code for a protein of 210 amino acids. Lineage: Eukaryota; Metazoa; Arthropoda; Arachnida; Araneae; Uloboridae. The record is from RefSeq and is a predicted model, not a curated record. The transcript is spliced from 8 exons.